Saitoella complicata NRRL Y-17804 is the source of this 1098-nucleotide messenger RNA. RefSeq lists its product as uncharacterized. The coding region runs from base 1 to 1098 and encodes 365 amino acids. The record is from RefSeq and is a predicted model, not a curated record. The transcript has 3 exons. Lineage: Eukaryota; Fungi; Ascomycota; Saitoellomycetes; Saitoellales; Saitoellaceae. Gene Ontology annotation, molecular function: catalytic activity.
AUGUCUGAUAUCGAUAUCUUGCACUUGGGGGAGGACUGGACCUACCCCGAACUUGCUCAUCUUAUUGAAAUCCCUGGAUUUCGUCUCUUCCAUUCGCCUAGAGUGGUGCGCCGUCACAUGCGCAGUACUCAUGGGCAUGGGGGAUCUGCUGUCUAUGUCAGGAACUCGCUUGCCUCGGAAGUCAAGGUCCUUCGCCUCAAUGGUGACUCUGACAGGGACUGGAUCUGGUUGGCUGUUUGUGGAGUAAGUUGUUGCUUCGCUUACGCCCCUCCUCCCAACAGCGUUGCCAUUGUGGAUGAGGAAGACCCUCUCCUAACUAUUUAUGGGGAAGCUGCUGUGUAUGCGCUUUCUGGACCCGUGGUGAUUUUGGGUGACUUAAAUGCGCGUACCGGCUCUCUCUCCACUGACCUCCCCUCUUCCAAGGUUCUUACCUUUCCAGGUCGACGGACUCGGUCGGCCCCUCUCCGCGUAUUCACCUCCCGCGAUGCUCCGCCCUUAGAGGUUGUUGAGGAAUUUGAGUACGUCGGUGUUACAGUCUCGGCAACACGGGCGUGGUCCUCCAAGUCCCAUUGCAGGAAAGCGAUCGCGAAAGCCAGACAUACCCUCUUCUCGCUAGCCCUGGUGGAGCCCUACCUCAUAUAUGGAGUAGUUGUUACCUUCAACGGCCCAUUCCAUGCGGAGUAUGAUAUGCUCCACAGGACCGCCAUGCGCAUCGCUACAGGAGUCUCCCCCAGGUCGAUCACGGCUCCUCUGUUUUACGACCUUGCGGAACUCCCUUUCUUUGACCGCAGGACAGUCCUACUUGCGGGUUACUUCGAUUAUCUACGUGCUCUACCUCCCGGCCGCCUUGCCCACGAGGCUUUCCUUUCCUCCCAGCGCUUGGCUGAGCAGGGUCACAGGGGCUGGUAUUCUGUCGCUCGGGAUAGGUUCCAGCAACUGGGGAUUGACCUUACACAGGGUGAGCAGAUCGGUCCACUCUCUAAGACGCUUGCCAGGAAAGGGUGUAUUCUACUUAUACCGACGCUGUACAGCGUUUCAAUCGCUUGUCUCAUCUCCGCCCCCGCCUCCGCCCCCAUCCCUCAUCCGCCUCACCGGUAA